Molecule: messenger RNA, 144 nt
Organism: Racocetra persica
Lineage: Eukaryota; Fungi; Glomeromycota; Glomeromycetes; Diversisporales; Gigasporaceae
Source: the annotation of a GenBank genome assembly
AUGGAUGGUAUACGCUGCAAAAUGGAUGAUAUACGUAAAUUGAAAAAUAAUAUAAACUCGCGAGAAGACUUAAGCAAUACAAACCCGCGAGAAGACUUAAUUAAUAGCAAAGUCGCACUUAAAACUUUAAAUGGUUUAUCUGAA